GGUUGGCACCAUGAGGAAUGGAGUGUGUCUUUGAUAUGUGCUGUAUUGCAUUCUCCCCCCUCCCUCUCUACUCAAGCACUUGGGCAGAAGGGUGAUUCCCCUGCUCCCAUCUCGCCUCUCUCCCCUCUCCACUCCCCCGACUCUCUGGAGGAGCUCUCUCUGACCGAGAGUCCCAACCAGCCCCCUACUUCGGGAUUCGCUGCAUCCUUGGUCUCCUUCUCCACCGAACCCCCCACUACUCACCCCAAGGACAUGCCUUGGGUGGGUGAAGAGGGGGACUCUGGACCGGGCCUUAGUAAGACUGAGGAGGAUCUUCUCGAUCCCUUAGCCGGUCCUUACUUGAGCUUAGGGAAAGACCCAGGGCGUCAUAAUCCAUGUGAAGACAGCGGGGUUUCCGUUUCGCCCGAGGAGAAGAUGAUUAGCUCAGACAGGUCCUCCACUGGCCCCUCCCCCGUGAACCCCAAGAUGAAGGUCCCUGAGUCUCACCUUGCCUCCUCUAACCCAACAGAGCCCUGGGAUUCACCAUUCCUUGCAUCUCAAGACAACUCCAAGGUCUCCAUGGAUUCCUUCUCCAAGGACCCGGCUCCCGUUAGCUCUUCCGGGUUUGAGCCAGACCUGCACGACAACCAGUCCGACGAAGAUGAUGACCUGAUGUACGAGGUGAAGAAGAAUAAUAACCCAUUUGAGGGCUUUUCCCCACUGGCGGACAGUGGCUACUCCCACUUUGGAGACUCCAAGUCCGACAGCAGGGCCUCAAAAAUGUCAGAGAGUCCCACUCCGGACCUGGUCCAGUACGGCCUGGCUGGAGAGUCCCAGGAUACCCCUCCGUCUUUCUUAGACGAUGGGAAAACAUUUGAGACCGGAAAGAUGGCCGCCGACUCGCUCAUGCAAUCGGUGAACCAGUUCUCGUCUGGUCUGAAAGAUCUGGAGGACGACGAAGACGACGAGGAGCAGGAAGAGGACUCGGCCUUGCCACCGUCGCUCCCAGACAUCCUGAAGUCGUCCCCGCUCAACCCAGACAAAAUGGACUCCGGCUCCUCGGAGGGAAGCCCGGAGGAGCAGAGUCCCAUCCUGGAACGGAGGAUGAUGGAGUCGCCCAACCCUCCGAUCAACCUGUCGGCCAACAACCCGUUUGCCUUCGAUGCUAAAGUGUCCUUGCUGAAGGAGAUGACCGAGCAGCUGGAGGUGAAAGGCAAAGGAACCGCCGACGACAAAGGUCUCGACGCAUUCGAUCUGGUCAAAAAAGCCGAGGAACCCACCCCCGUCGCUGUGAGAGAGGAGGAACCGGUCAAGAUUGAGCAGAAGGAUUGGUUUUCGAGCCACGAUGCUCCCAAAAUGACCAAAACGUUUGAGCCUCUGGACCUGCACAGCAAAAAGACCCCCACCGAGGAUUCGGACUCGGAGUCGCCAACUGCAGACUCCCUGUCCCCGGUCCUGGAAGCCAUGGCCAAGAACCCCUCCAUCUUUCAGGUGGAAACGGAGACAAUGGACCAGAAGAUGGAGAUGGACAUGGAGGAGCCGGAGAUAGCCGAGGAGGUCUCGGAGCACGAGGUCUCCUCUGAAGAGUUUGAGUUCAUCGAGCGACCCCCCAGGGGUGUCAUCGACGAGUUUCUCGAGGCUCUGGAUACUUCCAAGUUUGCCUCCUCCAAGCCCCCGGAGAUCCCCAUGGAUGACGACGAUCUGGGCUUCGGGCAGAGGGACCCGGCUCCAUUCUCUGCUCCACCUGUGGCAAAAGUAGCCCCGCCCCCCCUCGAGGAGGCUCCAGGUCGGAGCUCCUACCUCCUCCUCACGCAGGCCUCCCCCCAGAAGACCAAGGCCGAGCUGGAGAAGCUCGACACCCAGGAGCCCGCGCCCCAGGCUCCGCCCACCCACCCCCCCGCCCACAAACCAGAGGAGGCGGUCCCUAAGAAGGAAGGCGGGACCGUGCUCAAGAUGCCAAACGUGAACAUGAGAGCAGGUAAAAUGACGCAUCUGGUUUACUCC
Messenger RNA from Etheostoma cragini (Arkansas darter), 1983 nucleotides. Its product is annotated as cell surface glycoprotein 1-like. Lineage: Eukaryota; Metazoa; Chordata; Actinopteri; Perciformes; Percidae. The transcript is spliced from 2 exons. The record is from RefSeq and is a predicted model, not a curated record. The annotation marks the transcript as partial.